Molecule: messenger RNA, 336 nt
Organism: Funneliformis geosporum
Lineage: Eukaryota; Fungi; Glomeromycota; Glomeromycetes; Glomerales; Glomeraceae
Source: the annotation of a GenBank genome assembly
AUGACUUCUUUAUCAUCUAUUCAAAAACCUCUCAUUUACGAAACUUUUGGAUCAAAAAUCAAAUGGACAGAAAGUAGCAUUAUAUUAUUACUUACUUUUUUGAAAGAAAAUAAAGAAGUGCUAAGGGUAUUAGCAGAAAAUCGUGGUGGUAUUGGUGACAUUACCAUUAAAAAGGAGCUCUGGGAGCAUGCAUCAGAAGUGGUAUUCUAUGGUGUAAACAUAUAUUAUAGUCCUGAUCAAUGUGAGAAUAAGUGGUGGAAUAUUAGGCGAGCUUGCAUGCGUAAUCCUGGUUAUCAAUUUAUAUCAGAAGCUAGAAAAAUUGAUCCAAGAAUUUAA